Messenger RNA from Parnassius mnemosyne (clouded apollo), 618 nucleotides. The record is from the annotation of a GenBank genome assembly. NCBI's taxonomy places the organism in Eukaryota, Metazoa, Arthropoda, Insecta, Lepidoptera, Papilionidae.
AUGAAAAUACACACCAGAGAAAAAUCUUUUUCGUGUAAUAUCUGUGAAUAUAGAUUUAUCACAAAAUUUGAUUUGCAAAGACAUAUGAGAAUACAUACUGGAGAAAAACCUUUUUCGUGUAAUAUCUGUGAAUAUAGAUGUAUUACAAAAAGUAGUUUGCAAGACCAUAUGAAAAUACAUACCGGUGAAAAACCUUUUUCGUGUAAUAUCUGUGAACAUAGAUUUAUUAGAAAACGUGGUUUGCAAGCUCAUACGAAAAUACACACUGGUGAAAAACCUUUUUCGUGUAAUAUCUGUCAAUAUAGAUGUAUUACAAAAAGUACUUUGGAAACACAUAUGAAAAUACACACCGGUGAAAGACCUUUUUCGUGUAAUAUCUGUGAGUAUAGCUGUAUUAGAAAAAGUACUUUGCAAAUACAUAUGAAAAUACACACCGGUGAAAAACCUCUUUCGUGUAAUAUCUGUGAAUAUAGAUGUAUUACAAAAAGUAUUUUGGUAAGACAUAUGAAAAUACACACCGGUGAAAAACCUUUUUCGUGUAAUAUCUGUGAAUAUAGAUGUAUUAGAAAAAGUCGUUUGCAAGAACAUAUGAAAAUACACACUGGUGAAAAACAAUAA